Messenger RNA from Medicago truncatula (barrel medic), 896 nucleotides. Its product is annotated as photosynthetic NDH subunit of lumenal location 3, chloroplastic. Bases 100 to 792 code for a protein of 230 amino acids. The transcript is spliced from 3 exons. The record is from RefSeq and is a predicted model, not a curated record. NCBI's taxonomy places the organism in Eukaryota, Viridiplantae, Streptophyta, Magnoliopsida, Fabales, Fabaceae. Gene Ontology annotation, cellular component: photosystem II oxygen evolving complex; chloroplast; extrinsic component of membrane. Gene Ontology annotation, molecular function: calcium ion binding. Gene Ontology annotation, biological process: photosynthesis; photosynthetic electron transport chain.
CUAGCACUUCCCAAAUGGAUAUGUCACAAAUUUUUUAUUUCCAAAAACUUUAAUGAAUUAUCUAUCUUAAUUUCUCAAACACUUGUACUCAUUUGAGUUAUGGCUCCUCUAACAAAUUUGCAUGGAGUCUCCAAAACUUUAACUCCAAUUACAUGCCUUGUUCCAAAUGCACAAAGAACCUUUAAGACAGGACAAGUAGUAGUUGGAUUUCUUGGAAGCAAAACAAAGAAAAUAUCAGAAUGUGAAUCAGUUAACACUACAAGAAGAGCAGCUGCAAUAAGCCUUGUUUCUUUAGUUCUUACAGGACAAUUCAGUGAGAAGAUUUCACUGGCUAAGGAUAAUGGAUUUUGGAUUGAUGGACCUAUUCCAGAACCAACUGUCACUAAUAAUAUUGCAAAUGAGAAAACUGGGACGCGUUCUUUUAUUAAAAAGAAACUCUACAUGGCAAAUAUUGGAGCAAAAGGAAGUGUUUUAAGGAUCAAGAAAUAUGCAUUUGAUCUUCUUGCAAUGGCGGAUUUGAUUGCACAAGACACACUCAACUAUGUUAGGAGGUACCUAAGACUCAAGUCAACAUUCAUGUACUUUGAUUUUGACAAGGUUAUCUCUGCUGUCCCAGUUGAAGAUAAGCAACAAUUAACUGAUGUGGCAAACAAAUUGUUUGAUAAUUUUGAAAAGCUUGAAGAAGCUUCAAGGAACAAAAAUCUACUUGAAACACAAGCAUGCUAUAAAGAAACUGAAGUUAUGCUUAAAGAUGUCAUGGACAGGAUGACUAUAAUGUAUAAAACAAUUUGACAUGAUUUUAAUUAAGCUGUAUUUUUUACUCUUGUCAAAACAAUUUUGUGUUUUUGAUUGUGUUGAUUCAAGAUAAGGACGUUUUUACCUUGUAGAUAGAUAAA